Messenger RNA from Hyaloscypha bicolor E, 2359 nucleotides. RefSeq names its product glycosyltransferase family 90 protein. The coding region runs from base 188 to 2155 and encodes 655 amino acids. NCBI's taxonomy places the organism in Eukaryota, Fungi, Ascomycota, Leotiomycetes, Helotiales, Hyaloscyphaceae. The transcript is spliced from 2 exons. The record is from RefSeq and is a predicted model, not a curated record.
GCACCGUUCCAUGCUAAAUCUCUCGCCAGGAGACCUUCAGAACGCUUUCUCGAGACCUCCUUUCCAUCUCGAAGUUGUCAACCAGCUCGCAUGCACCUAACCGAGACAUCUUCAGGAGGCAUGCCGGAAGCCGCCGACAAGGAUCAUUUCUGACAGGGGCCAAUUGAUCCGAUCCGAUCCCGUCGAAAUGUCUGGCCACGCAAGGCGACGCUCGAGUUCGAGCGUGCAAUAUCAACACCGCCGCGUCUACGAGUACGAUUACAGCUGCCCAUAUAUGGGAGAUAAUGAAAAGUCGAAGAUAUCCUCAAUCACCACGCUGCUCAUGAGAAUGAGGAGAAGGAUGCGAUCUCGACAAUUCCUCCUGCUGAUUGGCCUGCUCACCUUCGUUGGGUUCACGGUAUUCUACUUGCGACCACCUCCUGUAAUUGAACGGGUACCUCCCGGGACGAUACAACGGCCGCCGAAGAAGGAGACACUUGUUGCACAACCUCCUACGCCCUACUCUGUGAAAAAAGGCAAACCGCAGGCCGGGACCGGGCAUCCAGUAUGGCAGCUUAUAAAGGAGGCAGAGCAAGACUUCGAGAAGAAGUUGGAGAGUCAGUCGAAAUCUUUGGUAGAGGCAGUUGCAGAAUACCGGCGGCGAUACGGCAUACAUCCUCCCCCGAACUUCGACAAGUGGUACGAGUUUGCAAAGGCGAAGAAGGUUCAGAUGAUUGACGAAUAUGAUUCGAUACAUCAUUCCUUGCGACCAUUCUGGGGGCUGAAGCCGUCAACAAUAAGGAGCCGGGCACAAGAAGCUUUGGGGUUUGACCCGAAUAACCUGAUUGGAGUCCUGAUAAGAAAGAGGGAGAUCGUGAAGAUCGCUGGUGGAGGGGACUGGCAGAUGGAAGCUACACAGGGCAUGAUGAAGGAUUUCCUGAAAUAUCUGCCCGACAUGGACCUCUGCUUCAAUAUUCACGACGAACCGCGCGUAGUUAUGCCGUAUGAUGAUCUAUCAAGGCUGGUUGCCAAGGCAAACGACGUUACUAUGCCAGCAGCCGCGGCUGCUGUGAAGCCUAGGAAUUCGUGGUCCGACAGGCCAAAAGAUCUCAAUGAUGGGCAAAGGUUCAAAGACGUGAAAACGACCCGUUUUAAUGUGUUUGCACACCAACCUACCUGGACCAACUCGAAGAUGUCAUGCCCACCAGACAGUCCUGCCAGGUCACUCGAAGACGGCCUCAAGGAAGACAACUUUGGUAGCUACGCAUUGGGCGAAUUAGGAUUUAUUUACAACAAAACGGCUUUCUCUGACAUCUGUCAGUCUCCUUCCUUCAGCGAGACAUUUGGAUUUUUUGACCGGCCUAACGCCUUCAAUGUCGUUCACGACCUGUUCCCUGUCUUCUCCCAAUCGAAGAUUUCCUCGUACUCCGACAUUUUAUAUCCUUCUCCCUGGUACUGGUACGGCAAAGUCCCCUACGAGGAAGAAGCCGACAUGGAAUGGAGGGUCAAAGAAGACAAGAUCUGGUGGCGGGGUUCCACGACGGGAGGAUUCAGCAGAGACGGAGGCUGGAGACGUCAACACCGCCAGCGGAUUGUGCAAAAGGUCAACGGAGCCGAAAAAGCCAAGAUUCUCAUCAACCGAGGAGAAUCAGACCAGGAUGAAGACUGGCAAGUCAAAGAGGUUCCACGGAGCGAUUACAAGGAAAUCUUUGAUAUUUUCUUCUCUCAUGUUGGGCAGUGUGAUGAGACCGAUUGUGCUGCUCAGAAGGAAUUCUUCGAUAUCAAGGAGACGGCAAAGCAGCAGGAUGCGUGGAAGUACAAGUACCUACUUGAUAUUGACGGGAAUGCCUUCAGUGGGAGAUUUUAUGCGUUUUUGAAGAGUAGAAGUUUGGUGUACAAGAUGGCGGUUUUUAGGGAGUGGCAUGAGGAGUGGAUUAGACCUUGGGUACAUUAUAUCCCGUUGAGUUUACGGGGUGAUGAGUGGGUGGAAGCUGUGAGGUGGUUUGCGGGAGAGUCGACCGGGAAGAAGGAGGCGGAACGGUUGGCUCUUCAGGGGAGGGAGUGGGCGAACAAAGUGUUGAGGAAUGAGGAUUUGGAAGUGUGGUUUUUCAGGUUACUUUUAGAGUAUGGCCGGUUGGUAGACGAUGACAGGGAGUCUAUAGGGUAUUCAGCAUGAUGGUAUUUAGUACGAGGGAUUGUAUUGUAUAACAUGAGUGAUGCAUUGGUCUUCACUGGCAUAAGGGAAGGGGGGGCCUGGAGUUCAUAUGGGGAAACGGGGUUUAUGUUCGUGAUAGAUAUGUAGGAUUAAUAUACCCUGUGGUUCGUUCCAAACUUGUAUUUGGAUUACCGAAUAAUUUUAACAAUAAAGGUCAAUGUCCCA